Annulohypoxylon maeteangense is the source of this 1270-nucleotide messenger RNA. RefSeq lists its product as uncharacterized. Lineage: Eukaryota; Fungi; Ascomycota; Sordariomycetes; Xylariales; Hypoxylaceae. The coding region runs from base 1 to 1239 and encodes 412 amino acids. The record is from RefSeq and is a predicted model, not a curated record. The transcript has 5 exons.
AUGGACCAUCGCUCUGGAUUAGAACGAGAUUCCGAGGACUCUUACUCACACCUACCUAGAUCAAGAGCUAGUAGCACGAAUUCGACGACAAGUGGAUUUCGCAACUUAAAUCUUAUCGAUUCGGUUCAUAGAUCUCAACCGCCGUCUUAUAUCAACCGCCUCCCACAUCGCCCUGCGACUUAUCUCCAAGAGCCUACUUCUUAUCCUUCUCAGAGUAUUUUGGAAAACGAGUGGAACGAGGGUCAAUCACAAUCUCAAGGCACACCUUUACUACGUGUCGAAUCAGCGCGAGAUAGCUCUUCUUCUUCUUCUUCUUUACCACCUCCAGUAACAUCAACUAUGAGUACCGUAGCUGUAGCAUUCGACCCAAGGUUAGAGAUGGGCAUUCCCCGCUCCUCCUUCACUUGGCCAGCAAGUCUCGAUUCGGGCUCGGAUUUAUUAGGUCACGAUAUGGGCUCCAUUGGCCAUGGAUCUGAUGCCAGCAUGACCCCUCCAAGUGGAUCUCGAUCUUUAACUUCCAGCCCACCUCGAUUUACCUUGACACCGGAGCAACGAGAGCUUAAGAGGCAACGGGACCAAGCCCGACGGGAUUCAAAGACGACAGCACGCGCGCGCCGAGCUAUGAGCACAUACUCUUCCGCUUCUCAGUCGCCACCAGUUUCGCUACACGAAUUUUCCUCAGCAUCACCCGUGCCAGUGUAUACGACCGCUCCGUCGCAAAUAUCACUCCUUGCAGAGCCCGCGACAUCUAUUGCUCCGCAAUAUAUGUCAUCUUAUUCCACGUCGCCUCUCCCCGACCACGGUAGCCCGAUGUUCACACAUCAAUUUACCCAAUUGCCGCCUAGCGAUUACCUGGGCUUGAAUUACUCACCGGGAUACCCUCCGCCACCACCAUCCGCUCACAGCCUAUCUUCUCAAUACAGCCGACAUUCACCACCGAUGCACGAGGCACAAAUCAUGUAUCCUGUUCAGCCCCCACAAGUCCUUUCUUCCGGAGGCUCAGCACACGAUGCUGGUCACGUUCGAGUUGUUCAAAGCCGACCUAAGCCGCAAUGUUGGGAGCAUGGGUGCAACGGACGGCAAUUUUCGACCUUCAGCAAUCUUUUAAGACAUCAACGCGAGAAGUCGGGACAGGCAGCUAAAGCUACAUGCCCUAACUGCGGCGCCGAGUUCACGAGGACUACUGCCCGCAAUGGACAUUUAUUACACGACAAGUGCAAGCAAAGACGAAACUCGUAAAACAUUUCAAAAUUAAGACGACACUUUCGAC